AUAUUACAAAAGAACAUACAAAGUAACGAAUAUAUUAAAGGUAAAUGGUAUUGGUUUAAGGAAAUGGGAUUGUGAGAAAAUAAAAAAUUUUAUUUCUAAAUUUGAUGUUACUUGUAUGAUAUAUUUAAUAGAUAAUGAGGAUAUGAUUUAUAUAGAAUUUUAUAGAAAGAAGGAUUGCACGUUUGUUUAUAAAUUCUUCAACGAUACUUUGCCGACUGGGUCGACAUUAAGUACAUCUGAUGUGAGUGCAGAAUAUGCCAAUAUAAAAUACGAAAUAAAUAACAAUUCUUGUACAAUUUAUUCUUGUGAUUAUUCUUGUUUAUUAAAACAUAAGGAUUAUAUAACAAUUAUUAAUAAUGUUCUUGAUAAAAAUUUAUCAGAUGAAAUUCUUGAGAAUUAUAAAAAUGAAAAAUGGUUAAUGUACACAAAAAAUGAUGAGAUCAAUGUCGGAUAUUAUUUCUGUCGAAAUAUUCCAAAUAAAAUAUAUAAAUCUUACUGUAUUUCAAAAUUAGAUUCCUUUUUUUCUCUAGAGUUUUUAGAACGAAUAACCAAUAUAUUUAAUAAUAGACAACCUAACCAAAUUACUAUAUUAAAUUGUCACCUCAAAAAAGCUAUAGAAUAUGUUAUUGAAUCAAGUUACAUUUUUGACGAAGAAAUAGCCUUUUUAGUGUUAGGAAACGAAUUACCCAUGUCAUUUCUUGAUAUACGAAAC
Molecule: messenger RNA, 712 nt
Organism: Plasmodium reichenowi
Lineage: Eukaryota; Apicomplexa; Aconoidasida; Haemosporida; Plasmodiidae
Product: methyltransferase, putative
Exons: 4
Biological process (GO): tRNA wobble uridine modification
Cellular component (GO): nucleus; cytoplasm
Molecular function (GO): tRNA binding
Source: RefSeq, a predicted model, not a curated record